Molecule: messenger RNA, 1089 nt
Organism: Andrographis paniculata
Lineage: Eukaryota; Viridiplantae; Streptophyta; Magnoliopsida; Lamiales; Acanthaceae
Product: bZIP transcription factor 53-like
Exons: 2
Coding region: 472-885 (137 amino acids)
Biological process (GO): positive regulation of DNA-templated transcription
Cellular component (GO): nucleus
Molecular function (GO): DNA-binding transcription factor activity; transcription cis-regulatory region binding
Source: RefSeq, a predicted model, not a curated record
UAUAAAUCAGUUUAAUGCCCGAAAUUCCCAUUCGCCACUCCUAUAAAUAUCGCCGCUUUUAUACCUCGCAAUCUUCUCCCAACAGGCUCCGGAAGAGCUCCUCUCAGAUUUAUAUCGGCAAUUGAUUCUUCUGAAUACGGAUCUGUGGAUUCUGUGCGAUCGAUUUAGUAGUUACGAAUUGAAAUUUGGAAUUAUAGAUUAGGGCAGAGGGUUUCUGCAUUCUGGAUCAGUAGCUGUUUUAUGACACUGGCUACCUGAUACCUGAUGGGUCGUAUUAGACUUCUCCAUUCUCUAUCAGUGGUGUUCCUCUACUGGUUUUACGUGUUUUCCCGAAUUGGCCUGUGAGCAUUUGAAACCCUAGUUUGACGGGAUUGAAGAUAUAUCUGUCCAUCUGUCAAACGCCUGAGGUUUCCGCGAAGCUGUUUAGGGUUAACGCGAAGGUAGUGUAGCUCUGCACAUUUUUUUGGGGGAAUGGCAUCAAAUCAACCGAUGAAAGUAGCACAGUCUGUUGAGAGCGAUGAGAGGAAGAGGAAGCGGAAACAGUCUAACCGCGAAUCUGCGCGGAGGUCCCGAUUGAGGAAGCAACAACGCUUGGAUGAGCUAAUUUCUCAGGAGAGCCAGAUACAGGAGGAAAACAAGAAGCUGAGGCAUAUGAUCGACGAUGCCUCUGAAAACUACAUUAAAUUUGCUUCUGAUAACAAUGUGCUGAGGGCUCAGGUGCUGGAGUUGACCGAACGUCUUCGAUCCCUCAAUUCUGUACUGUCAAUUGCAUCCGAGGUUAGCGGCCUGGCCGUUGAUAUUCCCGAUAUCCCCGAGACAUUACUUGAACCUUGGCAGCUUCCUUGCCCGGCUCAACCAAUCACCGCCCCUGCGUUCCAGUGUUGAGAAAUGGAUCCUUGAACUUGAAGAGAGGUGUUGCAGAGUUUCCGGUAGCGGCGGCCUUAGGCACUAUGAUCCUCUUGGUCUACCUUUAAGGAUGUUAAAUUAAUUGGAUUUCUUGUAUUGUCCUAUGAACUGCUCCAUGUACUUAGCAAAUGAUUGUGGUCUGUAGAUGUACUAUUUGUGUGAAAUAAAGCAGUGCUUCAUUCA